GAGCACGUCAGGCUGUGUCGUCAUGACGCUGCUGAUGAGCGCUUUGAGGUGGUUGUCCGUGGCUGGACUCGUUCUGCUGCCUAAUGCGAGGUCCCGGUUACCGGUCGGUGGCCUGUAGCGUUUAGUCUGUCAGAUUCCGUGUCCAUUGCAAUGGUCAGUUUCUGUGUGGCAGGUCGGCGUGCUUUUCUUGGCCAGAUCCGGAUCCUGCCGGGCCUGCCCAGCAUGCUGCGCCGCCCCUACAGCCUCGAUAUCUCCGCAGAGCUGCUCCGCACUCAGGGCUUCAUCAACGGCCGCUGGGUGUCGGCGCCUGACACUUUCCCAGUGCUGGAUCCAGCCACAGGGGAAGAGCUGGCCCAGGUCUCUGACUGCGGACCACAGCAAGCCCGGGACGCCGUCAGCUCCGCCUACAAAGCCUUUCUGUCGUGGAAGUGCCAGACUGCAAAGGAAAGGAGCGCUCUACUCCGGAAAUGGUUUGAUCUGGUCAAUCAGCACAAUGAGGAUCUAGCCAAACUCAUUACAGCAGAGUGUGGGAAGCCGUUAAAGGAGUCUCUGGGUGAGAUUACGUACUCUGCGUCCUUUCUGGAGUGGUUUUCUGAGGAGGCCCGACGUGUCUAUGGGGACAUUGUUCCUCCGGCAGCCAAGGACCGCAAGAUGCUACUGAUGAAACAGCCAGUGGGCGUGGCCUCUAUUAUCACUCCAUGGAACUUUCCCAGUGCCAUGAUAACCAGGAAGGUGGCUGCAGCUCUGGCAGUAGGCUGCACUGUGGUGGUGAAGCCAGCUGAGGACACGCCUCUCUCUGCUCUAGCGCUUGCUGAGCUGGCAGUGCAGGCAGGAAUUCCUCCUGGAGUUUUUAACGUGGUGCCCUGCUCCAGGGAGAAGGCUCCUGCUGUGGGUGAGAUCCUCUGCACUGACCCUCUAGUGUCCAAAAUCUCAUUCACCGGCUCUACUGCCACCGGAAAGGUACUGCUGAAACAUGCUGCAGGAACAGUCAAGAGGGUCUCGAUGGAGCUGGGGGGACAUGCCCCCUUCAUCGUCUUUGACAGCGCAGACGUGGACAAGGCCGUAGCUGGAGCGCUGGCCUCCAAAUUCAGAAACUCAGGCCAAACCUGUGUGUGUUCCAACCGCUUCCUGGUGCAGAGUGGGAUCCAUGAUGCAUUUCUAGAGAAGCUGGGGAAAGCAAUGGACGCUGAGCUGCGAACUGGGCACGGGUUUGAGCCCACCACCACGCAGGGGCCCCUCAUCAACGUCAGCGCUGCUGAAAAGGUGGAGCAUCAUAUUGAGGAUGCUGUGUCUCGGGGAGCUGUAGUGCUGAAGGGUGGGAAGAGACUGGAGGGAUCUUUCAUGCAGCCCACACUGCUUUCUAACGUCAGCACGGACAUGCUGUGUAUGCGGGAGGAGACUUUUGGACCCCUGGUACCAGUAGUCAAGUUCAAUACAGAGGAGGAGGCACUUGCCAUCGCUAAUGCCUCAGAGGUUGGAUUAGCAGGUUACUUAUACUCUCAAAACCUUAGCCAGAUCUGGCGUGUGGCGGAGCAGUUGGAGGUGGGGAUGGUGGGGGUGAAUGAGGCUGUCAUCUCUGCUGCAGAGGGAGCGUUUGGUGGUGUGAAGCAGUCAGGGCUGGGCAGAGAAGGAUCCAAAUAUGGCAUUGAUGAGUAUCUGGAAGUGAAGUAUGUGUGUAUUGGUGGGCUAACUCUCUAAGCACAGGACGUCCAUCUGUGCUGUGGAACCGUGAGCGAUGAGAGGUGAUGAAAGCACAUUAAUUCACAGGGCACUGCAAAUCAAAUCGGUCAUUUUCAGACUGAACUGAAAGCAGAUUACAGGGAUUUUAUAGUAUAUAUAUACUAUACUAUAUAUAAGCAAAAAGCACAUUGCUAAAAAUGAGACAAUGGUUCCAAGUGGUAAAAGUGCUAAAAGGCAUAGUACAAAUUUUUGGCCAAGUAUAUUAAUGACCAUUUCAAUCACUUAAACUGUUGAUGUGCAGCACAUAUUGAUGCAACGAUAUUGAUUCGAUUUUCAAUAAUUUGUAUAAGAAAAGUCUGAAUUCUGCAGAGCUCUGAUUUGGCACUGUGUAGAUUGGUUUGGCUCAAAUAAAUAAAUAAAUAAAUAAAGUUAUCCAGCUGAUACAGUGCUGUGUCAGAAACUUUUCAGUUCCGUUCAAAAUGUCCUUUAAGUACAUGUUCAUUUUUUUUUUAGGAAAUAUUUUUGAUAAGAUGCUUGCUUUUCGCUGGAACGACAAAUCUGGACACCUGAGGUGUGGAAUAUGAUUUUACGAUCAUUAGAGGUAGAAAAUGCAACCAGCUUCUAAGAGUUCUUUGUAAAACUGAAACAAGUCUCCUGAAAACAAUGGAAGCUGCAAUAAAGCGUGGACACACUAAAUACUGAAAAAAUAGUAUAUAUAGUUGUUGAAGCUUCGAUGCAGUUUUCUUUUAAAUAUGUUUCAUGUUUUGACAGUGAAAAAUGAAUAACAUGUAUUUAAUGAUUAUUUUGACUGGAAAGUAAAUGAAGGGUGAUCUCAAGACCCACCUGUGCAAAAAAUGCUGAAGACUUGGCACAUAAACAGCAGUACUGUAUUUACCUGUACUAGCAACGGCAGUACUGACUGUUCUGUCUCUUAAAUAAUCUGCAGCAGGUUGUACGAUAAAGGUUUUGAAUUUUAAACCUACAGCUGUCCAUGUUGUUAAGUCAAAAAUAGUUUAAUGGUGGGUAAGAAUUGCCCUGAUGCGUGUUAGAGGUCCUUUUAUAUAAAGCACUGUGAAUACAUGCUAGAUGUGAGUAAGUAGAGGUUCUGCUGAUGUCUUACACAAUAGUCUAGUUGUAAUAAUUAUUUUUGUAAAUUGUUUACAGUUGUUAUUCAGAAACAGACUAAACACAAUGACUCUCUUCCAAAAAUGUGACUGUGCUCCUGGAAAUAAAUGUCUGUUUGGUUUUCAAGGUUUGGUAAUUGCCAAGUGUUGUACUUUAAGUGCCAAUGUCCUGUAAACCAUUUCUGAUGUAAUUUUCAUAUAAUGAUAUAAUUUUUCUUGAUUUUUUUUUACCAUAUUAGUACAUCUAGAAUUUUAAAGAUAUUUUUAAUAAGUUAAAAAAGUAAUCAGUAAUUUACUGGAUGGUUUAGAUGCAAUUCAGUUCUCUCCUUCCAGGUAGUCCAUUAUAAGUAAUGAGUAACAAAAGUUUCUUUGUUUUUAAUGGAAAAGAAUAAUGUCACUCAAAACUGCAAAGACCUGGGUAUGUAUGCAAACACUGUGUAAAUAAACUACAAUUACUAAAUGUA
Pygocentrus nattereri (red-bellied piranha) is the source of this 3268-nucleotide messenger RNA. It is a transcript of the gene aldh5a1, whose product is annotated as aldehyde dehydrogenase 5 family, member A1 (succinate-semialdehyde dehydrogenase). NCBI's taxonomy places the organism in Eukaryota, Metazoa, Chordata, Actinopteri, Characiformes, Serrasalmidae. Gene Ontology annotation, biological process: GABA catabolic process. The transcript is spliced from 10 exons. Gene Ontology annotation, molecular function: succinate-semialdehyde dehydrogenase (NAD+) activity. The coding region runs from base 151 to 1698 and encodes 515 amino acids. The record is from RefSeq and is a predicted model, not a curated record.